Dreissena polymorpha is the source of this 3418-nucleotide messenger RNA. RefSeq names its product WD repeat-containing protein 76-like. Lineage: Eukaryota; Metazoa; Mollusca; Bivalvia; Myida; Dreissenidae. The transcript has 14 exons. The record is from RefSeq and is a predicted model, not a curated record. Bases 198 to 1871 code for a protein of 557 amino acids. Gene Ontology annotation, biological process: regulation of DNA damage checkpoint. Gene Ontology annotation, molecular function: protein binding; DNA binding. Gene Ontology annotation, cellular component: nucleus.
UUGAAUCAGUGGCAGUGAUAUGUGGCUUUUGUGACCAUCAUAGAGGACAAGCACCGGUGAUUUGGCAUUGUGGGGUGGCAAAUACGUAACUAAAUGCUCCUUCAUGUAUUUGCUGAAGAUAUCAGUGUUUGACCAACCCGUUUCGGAAACAACACCUGUAGCUCCAGUGGAAGCACCUUGAAGUAAUUCAGGACCCUAUGGUCGGUCUGUCACCAUUAUCAGACUUAAAGAAUGUGACAAAAAAAACAAACACUGCCAGUGGCUCGCAGAAGAAAAUUAUCUUGAAGCAUGAAGAAACCAAACAAGAAGAGGACAGUGACACUAGAAUUGAUUUGUCAGCCAAGAAAGCGGACCACAUUAUAAGCUGUAAUCAGGAAUUGGUUUUGAAGCAUGAAGAAAGUAACCAAGAAGAAGACAUGGAUACUGACAGUGAAUUUUCGGAUCAGGAGAAUAUGGAAGCGUUUGACAUCAUGAAACGAAGAGAAGAAAACUUGAGACUCAACCGAGAAUUCUUCCAGCAGCUGGGCAUGGAUGAGGCAAAACUUGGAUUGAUGUCUGCCAAGAAACCCAAAAUUGCUCCUUCAAAAAGAGGCUUAAAAAAAGAGCCAGUUGUGUUGCCAAGGAGGACCAGUCUGCGCCUACAGAGGAAGGAUCCUGAGGGAGGAGAUCUGCCCCCUGAAGCACUGAUUAACAAGAUGGCUGCCUAUGCUGUAGUGGAUGAACAUCCCCGCCCCCCGGCAGGUCCGUUGCUGAUGACAGAGUAUCUUGAAUCCAAAUUUAGCUCCCUAGAUCAGGAACACAGACACCUUGUCAGCGUGAUUUCAAGCUUGAAGCCUGUCACAAUAGAGCCUUCCUUAGCAGAUCUCGACAGUUACAUAGCUGCCAUGAAGAAGACCAGGAUUACGGCAGAACGUGUGGCUAAGGUCGUGCCUAAUAGGAUAUACUCUGUGACCUUUCACCCUUCACCCAAUAGAGUACUGGUUGCUACAGGCGACACAUGGGGGAAACUGGGCAUUCUUGAUGUGUGCAGCGAAGAGAAGUUAGGCUCCGAUGGUGUGUGCUGCUAUUCCCCGCACAGUCGGCCCAUAACAUGUCUGGAGUUCCCACCAUUUGCUCCACACCAUCUCUACAGUUGUGGAUAUGAUGGAACAUUGAGGAGGGGAGAUUUCGAGAGUGGAGUAUUUGACGAGGUGUAUAGUGUACCUGAAGAAGAUGAUGUUCUAUUGCGCAACUUCAGUUUCACCUCCCCUCACACCAUGCUGGUCUCUCAAAACACUGGCAAUGUGGCACUGGUGGACACAAGAUCUAAAUCGACAAAGGCAGAAUCUACCUAUGAUCUAAACAUGCGGGCCUUACGGACUGUGAGUGUUCAUCCGCUGCAAAAAGAGAUUUUCUGUACCGCCGGAGUAGAAGGAACUCUUCGUGUUUGGGACCUGCGCAAAAUGAAGAUGAAGAAAAAUGAGCCAAUAGUAACAUUGCCUCAUGGGAAGUCUAUAAAUAGUGCCUACUUCUCUCCCCUGACUGGAAAGUACAUCCUCUCCACCUCCCUGGAUGACAGACUCACGAUCUUUGACAGCUCUGUGAUAUCGGCAGAAAUUAAACCAAGCAAAAUCAUCAGCCACAACAACCACACAGGACGAUGGCUCACUGGUUUCCGAGCAACAUGGCAUCCCGCUCGCGAAGAUGUGUUUGUCGUUGGCAGCAUGAACAGACCCAGGGAGAUCACGUUGUUCAGUGACAAGGGAAAGAAGCUGCACAGUUUCCUGGAUCCAGAUCACCUUGGCUCCGUGUGCAGCCUGAAUGCCCUUCACACAUCUAGGGCCAUGCUGGUGGGGGCAAACUCAAGUGGACGGCUCCAUGUGUUCAUGUGAUGUGUGUUUGUUGAGCAAAUUGAGUGCACAUCACACAAGGCCUUCGACAGUGUACGCAAACACUUACUGGCGAUUUUAUGUGUUCAUUUGAUAAAUAUGUAUUGCUUUGAAACUGCAGCUAAGACUAAUGUUAUGGCUAACACUUGAAAGCUCUAAAGCCCUGGUGGUGGUUCAAACUCCAGUGGACGGCUGUAUGUGAUCAUGAAGAAACAUGGUCUUAAUUAGUAGUAAACAUUGUAUGUUGCUCUGAUACUGCAGCCCAACUGUGUUCAGUGCACCACAAUUAAACCUAGAUUCUUUAUGUAUUUGAGCCUUGUUUUGAGAAAACUGGGCUUGAUGCCUGUGCGUAAAGUGUCGUCCCAGAUUAGCCUGGGCAGUCCGCACAGGCUAAUCAGGGACGACACUCCGCUUUUAUGGUAUUUUUAGUUGCAAGGAAGUCCCUCCUUACUGAAAAUCAAGUUUAGGCGGAAAGUGUCGUCCCUGAUUAGCCUGUGCGGACUGCAUAGGCUAAUCUGGGACGACACUUUACGCACAUGCAUUAUGCCCAGUUUUCACAGAACAAGACUCAUUUUGUGUAAUCUAUGAUAGAGUGAUCUGAGAUCAAAUGUUUAAUGUACAUAUAUAUUUUUCUUAUUUCUGCUUUCUAAAUAAUCUCUAAAUCAAAUAAACAGCUGUGUAUUGUUCUUUAUCAAUAACAUUUUUUUUAAAUGUUCGCUGUGUAUAUAAAUGUAAAAUAUUUGCAACCAGUUUUAUUUGAUUUUCAGACUGAAAGAAUGUUUCCUUCUGUCCAAAGUAAGCGAAUUAGUCGGACAAAUGUAGCAUUAGUUCAAUAUUUGACAAAAUAUGGCACUUUCUGACAUGUUGUAGGAAAAUAAUUGUUAAAGAUGCAUAUGCAACAAUCCUGCAUUAAUAGCAGAUGAAUAUGAAGUCUGAUAAGACAUUUACCUAAGACAAAGAGUGACAAGAUAUAACGCUCAUACAAAGAGUCUGACGACUCGAACAGAGUUUGCAGAGUCUGCUUGUGUCACAUUUUGUUUUUAAAUUAUUGUUUGUCCCCCAGUCUGUACUAUUGUUUUUGCCCUGUCUGUUGGUUUGUUGAUUUGCGUCAAACUUUUAAAUUGGCCAUAACUUUUGCAACACUGAAGAUGGCAACUUGAUAUAUCUUAUUAUUUGCAAUAAUUUGGCCAGUACAGGCUCUAAUGGCUAAUUAAAUGUGCAGUAAAAUUCCUUAAAAUUUCAUCAAAUAAUGUUGACCAGUUUUACUUAAAGAACUUAGAUGCAUCAGCAAUCAUUUGCAAUUAGAAAUAAUGUCAAAGAAAUUGUUAACCCUGCCAAAUUCGUUUAAAUAAUGUGUAGAUUGUUCAAAAUGUUGAAUGAUGUUUUAUUAAGUCUUCUAGAAAAACUUCAUUUUUACAAACCACUCCUAUUUCAAAUCUUUUUUUUAGGUUUACCACUGUAGCUUUAUAUGAAUAUAUCAUGUCAAUACGGGUAAAAUGUACAUUGUAUAUGUGUAUUCUUGUGUUUUUUUUAAUAAAUACAUUUUUAAA